This is a messenger RNA of Uloborus diversus, 2163 nucleotides long. Its product is annotated as fatty-acid amide hydrolase 2-A-like. Lineage: Eukaryota; Metazoa; Arthropoda; Arachnida; Araneae; Uloboridae. The coding region runs from base 76 to 1704 and encodes 542 amino acids. The record is from RefSeq and is a predicted model, not a curated record. The transcript has 7 exons.
CAGUGUCAUUCCCCGGGUUAUUAAAAGGCCAGCGGAUCGAGGGAUUGACGUUUUUAUUCAGUAGUGAUAUUCGCGAUGGCCGAGGCGCUUGAUGGCAAAAAGCAGCCGGUGAAAUAUGGCUUAUCCUCAAUGAUUUUCAAUACUUUAAUAAGGGGUAUGAGAGGAACUAUUGAAAACACCACCCAUGGCGUGCUCUCGGUGCUGAAUGUUGGAUGUAAAAGACAAGUCCCGCCCGUCAGUAAUGAUCUUUUGUUGUUGCCGGCGUCAGAAUUAGCAGCGAAAAUACGAAAAGCUGAGGUAUCUAGCGAGAACGUGGUCAAAGCCUACAUAGUCCGCAUUGGCAAGAUCAACGGUCUGCUGAACGCUGUAGUUGAAGGCCGGUAUUCUGAGGCUUUGAAAGAAGCUCGUCUUGCCGACGAAUUAGUCAAAUCAGGCCGUUUCACUCAAGAACAGUUGGCCGAGCAGCUGCCAUUGUUGGGUGUGCCCUUCACAGCCAAAGAAGCUUUACUCAUAAAAGGACUGUCCAGCACCUGCGGUUUGGUGUGUCGAAAAGGACUCAAAGCCGACCAAGACUGUGAUCCCGUACUAAGGUUGAGAGCUUGUGGUGCCAUUCCUUUAGCUUUAACGAACACCAGCGAGAUCUGCAUGUGGUGGGAGACCUAUAAUAAACUUCAUGGAAGAACCAACAAUCCAUAUGACACUACCAGAACAGUCGGAGGAAGCAGUGGUGGAGAGGCAGCGUUGAUCGCAGCCGCAGGUUCUGUUAUUGGUUUGGGUACAGAUUUGGGUGGCAGUAUUCGACUGCCAGCAUUUUUUACUGGAAUAUUUGGACACAAGCCCUCCCAAGGAAUUGUCCCAAUCAACGGCCAGUUUCCUCCAGCUCUGGAAGAAAUUGCCCCUUACGUCGUUGUUGGCCCGAUGGUUCGUUAUGCGACAGAUCUCAGGCUGGUUCUCUCCGCCCUCGCUGGAAAAGAAGCAACUCGGCGGCUUAGACUGGACUCGCCGGUCGAGCUUCGGUCUUUGAAAAUUUAUUACAUGUUGGACGAUGGAGGAUCUCCUGCUCCCACUCCGGUGUCAUCUGAAAUAAGAGAAGCUAUGAAGAAGGUUAUCAACGCAUUGAGUAUGGAAGGUCUAGUCAUCAAAGAAGUGAAGUUAAAGUAUUUAAAAAUGGGAUUUCUCGUUUGGUGCGCAUACUUGUCCGAGGUUAAAGACCAGCGAAUCUCGAAUCUUAUGAACGGUAACGUUAAAUCCCCAGACGAAUGCGACUCCUUGCAUUACGAAAUGUGGAAGUGGCUGUCGGGAAAAUCGCAACAUACGUUUCCGAUAAUUCUAAACGCAUGCGCACAAGAUUAUCUAGCACCUAUAAUGCAGAAACCCUUGGACUUCUUUAUUCAGUGCGGAGAGAAGAUGAGAGUGGAGUUGGACAAUCUGUUAUCCCCCGAGCCAGCAGUGUUUCUGUAUCCAACUUUUCCACACGUGGCAUCACAUCAUGGACAGAUACUGGCCAAUCCUUUUAAUACGGGUUAUAGCGUAGCAUUCAAUGCAAUGGGUUUACCAACAACUCAGUGUCCUCUAGGACUUGAUUCUAAAGGUUUACCACUGGGUAUGCAAAUAGUGACUGCUGCUGAAAAUGACAGGUUUUCGCUCGCCGUCGCUGAAUUUCUAGAGAGGAAACUUGGAGGAUGGGUUCAAGCCCCAUCUUGAUGGAUGGCAACGUCAAGAAUUUGACGUUUUUUAUUCGAUGACGAAACCGUUUCGGUGAUGAAAUUGUUCAGCUUAAGAACAGCCAGCAGACAUCAAUAUUCUCAGUUUCGUGUCAAAAUGAACUUUUAAAAAAUUAAAUAAUUGAAGGAGAUGUUAAAGAUAAUGAAUCUUUUGUGACUUUUAAUGUGCUGUUUACCCUACAAGGCUGCUGGUUUUUCAAACUUAGCGCAUUUUAAUACAAAUUUUACUGUGUACUAAUUUUAAGUUGUUGUCUCGGCUGUUGUUUUAUGUUUUGUAACAAUUAUAUUGUUGGAAAUAUGUGAUUUUAAUUUUAGCAUUUAUUGUUUUAUGUAUAUAUUGUUAAAUGUAAUGCUUAUGUAAAUAUUUGUAAAGUUCCUAUACAGAUUAAAUCUUUGUAUUUGUUUAUUUUGAUGCUUUUGCACGACAGUCAAUAAAAAU